Messenger RNA from Panicum hallii, 1363 nucleotides. Its product is annotated as WAT1-related protein At5g64700-like. Gene Ontology annotation, cellular component: plasma membrane. Gene Ontology annotation, molecular function: transmembrane transporter activity. Bases 100 to 1212 code for a protein of 370 amino acids. The transcript is spliced from 6 exons. The record is from RefSeq and is a predicted model, not a curated record. Lineage: Eukaryota; Viridiplantae; Streptophyta; Magnoliopsida; Poales; Poaceae.
GCUGGCAUACAGACAUAUACAUCAACGGACAACGCGGGUGCUUGACCUCUAGGAUCUAGAUAGAUCCAUUCUCCAUUCAUUGAAGACCAUCAAUCUGAGAUGGACACGAAGAAGCCGUAUAUACUCGCCAUUGUCAUAGUAGCCAUCUACACUGGCAUGUAUGUGAUAUCCAAGGCUGCGUUCAACCAAGGAAUGAACAGCUUUGUCUUCGUCUUCUACCGCCAGGCUGCUGCAUCACUUCUCCUGGUGCCUAUUGCACUUGUUCUCGAAAGGAAAAAUGUGCAAUCGUUGCCCCUUGGGUUGCUCCUGAAGCUGUUUUUCCUCGCCUUAAUUGGGAGCACAUUAGGCCUGAAUCUCAGCAAUGCAAGUGUGACGCUCACAUCAGCGACUGUAGCCUCUGCAACAAGCAACUCCACCCCUGUGAUCACCUUCUGCCUGGCACUGCUCUUGAGGAUGGAGGUGGUGAAGUUUAGGAGCUCCUCAGGCAUAGCCAAGGUGAUCGGUGUAGCACUCUGCCUGGCCGGUGCCUUGACCAUCGCCUUCUACACCGGGCCGUCGUUCAGUCCUAUCAACCAUCAUCGUGCCUUUCGCGCCCGCACUGCCCAUGCCUCAAAAGCUCCAAGUCACGGAACAUGGGUAAUCGGCACGUUUCUUAUGGUUCUGUCCAACGUGACAUGGUCCCUAUGGAUGGUUUGGCAGGCCGUGCUGCUCAAGGAGUAUCCCAACAAGAUGCUCAUAACAACAGUGCAGUGUGUGCUUAGUAUGGUGCAGUCAUUCGUUGUCGCAGCUGUUGCUGAGCGGGAUUUCACAAAGUGGAAGCUCCAUUUUGACAUCAGCUUGCUCGCUGUUGCUUACACCGGGUUUGUGGUAACUGGAAUUUCCUACUACCUGCAAGCAUGGUGCGUGCAGAUAAAAGGCCCAGUCUUCAUUGCCGUGUGGAACCCACUCUGCUUUGUUUUGACAAUAUUCUGUUCCUCCUCCUUCCUUGGAGAGAUUGUUCACCUCGGCAGCAUCGUGGGUGGACUCCUAUUGGUUUGCGGCCUUUAUAGCGUCUUAUGGGGUAAAAGUAGGGAGUGCAAGUUUUUUGAGUGUACGGCCAACACUGUCAAUGGUGUACAAGAUGGACAAGAACAUAAGAGUCCUCAAGCGACGGAGCUUGGCAAGAAAGGACAAGAGAAAGCAACCUCAAUGUCAGCUGUCGAAGUAGUGUGAUAAAAAAAUAUACCCCCAAAUCAUUUAUGUCGUUGUUGUUGUUACAAAUUACUUCUAAGUCACUAAAAUUGUUGCAUUAAGUUUACAAUAAUUAACAGGUGCUUAAAUGCAGAAAUUUAAAUAUAGACGACAGGGAAAGGUUGGAUGUUAA